Messenger RNA from Sceloporus undulatus (fence lizard), 3404 nucleotides. Its product is annotated as solute carrier family 26 member 10-like. The record is from RefSeq and is a predicted model, not a curated record. The coding region runs from base 22 to 2073 and encodes 683 amino acids. Gene Ontology annotation, molecular function: bicarbonate transmembrane transporter activity; chloride transmembrane transporter activity; oxalate transmembrane transporter activity. Gene Ontology annotation, cellular component: membrane. Lineage: Eukaryota; Metazoa; Chordata; Lepidosauria; Squamata; Phrynosomatidae. Gene Ontology annotation, biological process: transmembrane transport. The transcript has 18 exons.
CUUACUGCUGGAGCCCUGGCCAUGAGCAACCUGGCCUUGUACCGGGGCAUCUACACCGAGGAGCGUUUCCAGCAGCUCUAUGGGGCAUCUGGACCCCCCCAGGAGGGCAGCAGCCUGGCAGGGGUGCUGAAGGGCAAGCUGAGCCAGGGCUGCCAAUGCUCCCGGGCAGCAGCCUGGGGCUUCUUCCAGAGGAGGCUGCCCAUUGCCAGCUGGCUGCCCAGGUACCAGCUCAAGCAGUGGCUGCCAGGGGACCUGGUGGCAGGGCUGACGGUGGGCAUCGUUCACAUCCCCCAAGGAAUGGCCUUUGCUCUCCUCACCUCAGUAGCACCAGUUUAUGGGCUCUACACUUCGUUCUUCCCUGCUUUGCUGUACAUGCUCUUUGGUACUGGACGUCAUAUCUCCACAGGCACCUUUGCUGUGGUCAGUCUGAUGACAGGCUCUGUGGUGGAGCGUUUGGUUCCUGAACCUCUGCAGUCUAAUAGCACAGUCCCUGGUGAAGCAGCUUUGUUGGAGGGGCAACGCAUUGGUGUGGCUGCAGCCAUGGCCUUCCUUGUGGGGCUCCUCAUGAUAGUGAUGUUCACACUACACCUGGGCUUCCUCUCCACCUACCUCUCGGAGCCUGUCAUCAAGGCCUUCACCAGUGGUGCUGCCUUGCAUGUAGUGGUAUCUCAGCUCCAGAGCCUGCUGGGUCUUCCUCUGCCACGUCCUGAUGGCUGUUUUGCCAUCUUCCAGACACUGUCAUCUGUUGUGGAAGCCUUGCCUUUAACCAACAUCGCUGAGCUGCUUAUCUCAGGUCUUUGCUUGGUUGUACUGGUGCCAAUAAAAGAGAUCAACAACCGCUAUCGUAGCCGGAUGUGGGUCCCCAUCCCAGGAGAGAUCAUCAUGGUACUGCUGGCCACUGCGAUCUGCUUUGCUUCCUCCCUAAACACUCAUUAUAAGGUGCAGAUUGUUGGACACCUCCCGGCAGGGUUCCCACAGCCCCAGCUCCCAGCCCUGCAUCUGCUGCCCCAAGUGCUGGGUGACACGGUGGCCCUCACUUUCGUGGCCUACGCCAUCUCAGUGUCCCUGGCCAUGAUCUACGCUGAGAAGCACCACUAUAUCAUUGACCCCAACCAGGAACUUCUGGCUCAUGGCCUUUCAAACUUGGUGUCCUCCCUGUUCACCUGUUUCCCCAGUUCAGCCACACUGGCUACAACCAACAUCUUGGAGAGUGCUGGUGGACGCACGCAGCUUUCUGGUCUCUUUACCAGUGCUGUUGUCCUGAUUGUUCUCAUCUGGAUUGGACCACUCUUCUACUAUUUGCCCAAGUGUGUCCUGGCUUGUAUUAAUGUCACCAGUCUUCGGCAGAUGUUUCUACAGUUCCAGGAUCUACCUGAGCUAUGGAGGAUCAGCCGCAUUGAUUUUGCUGUCUGGGUGGUCACAUGGCUCUCUGUGGUUGUGCUUAGUGUCGACCUUGGCCUGGGAGUGGGAAUUGUGUUCUCCAUGAUGACUGUUGUGUGCCGCACACAGAGGGCCGAAUGCUCCGUGCUGGGCAGGGCAGCUGAUACAGAGAUCUAUAAGCCUGUCAAAUACAACAGUAAGUGCUUUGAGAUCCCAGGUGUCAAGAUUUUAAGCUACCAAGCCCCCAUCUAUUAUGGGAAUCGCAGUUUCUUUCGUGAUACUCUAAGCCAACUUGUGGGGCUGGACCACAGCUUGAAGCAAUAUGAGGACCAAGGUCCCAACAACAAGAUUAAGAUGGACAUCAGCACUGUGGAGAGCAGUGUCUCUGUCCUGGACAAGAAGCAAAACUCAAGCAUAUCAGUACAGGCUGUGAUUCUUGACUUCAGUGGAGUGUCUUUUGUUGACUCAGCUGGAGCCCGUCUCCUUAUUCAGGUGUGUGUGGAAUGCCAGAAAGCAGGAGUGCAGAUGCAUUUGGCUGCCUGUAAUGCCAACGUUCUGCAGACCUUAAGUUUCUGUGGCCUGAUGCAUCACCUUCCCCCACAGCAGAUUUUUGUCACUGUCCAUGAUGCUGCUUCUUAUCUCCAGCAGACCACGGAAAAUGUGGAACAGAAGGAUCCAACCAUUUGGGUGUAACCAUCUCCUGCCUGCCACGGAUCAAGGAGUGCAUCAAUCAAUCUGUGCAUACUAGGACAAGGACUGUCUAAGAUUACAAAGACAUGCUAAAGGCAGCUGGCUGCCAUGAAUAUCAGCAAGAUUCUGCUUGCUACUGGAGGUCUGGUUUGUUAGGAACAGACCCACAGAGAAAGAAGGCAGAAGGGUGAGAUGAACAGAGCCCUCAGGAGUACCUCCUUGUGCCAAGAGCUACAUAGUUAGUUGUAGCCAGAUUUAGGUGACUACUACAUUAGCAAAGGGAUGUCUUGUUUUGUACUCCCUCCUGUCCUGUGCUCCAUCUUUCUGUGCCCUUCCCACAACAAAACAAAGCAAGAUCUUUUCUUUUUUUUAAAAAAAAAUGCUUUAUUACCUUCAAAUUGUCUUUACAGGAAAAAAAGGGUCUGACAGUAAUCACCAGAAAAAUAAUUUAAGACUAACGGAAUAGAGAGGGUUUCAGCCCAUACAACUGAAGGAAUGGUGCAAGGGAGAGCACAAGACCGGGGGCUCACUCACACUACACAGCUAUAGUGCUAUGAUUCCGCUUUAACUGUCAUGGGAACAUCCCAUGGAACCCUAGGCUUUAUAUUUGAUGGAAGAGCCUUUAUAAUUCUCAAAGAAUAGUUCUCUGGUGCCUCUGAUCAAACUACAAACCACAGGAUUCCAUGGGAUGGAGCCACAGCAAUUAAAGUAGAAUUAUAGUGCUGUAAUAAGUGUAAUAUGAAAGGGAUCCUGGUGUGGACGUCAGCAGCUCUCAUUCCUUUUUUGCUUUAUGUAGGAGGAGAGACGUCACUCUGAUUGCCUAGUACCUAUUGGGACCAGAAUGGAGUGCUGUUAAACAGCCUGGCCUUGGAUCCCAAGAUGUGGAGAGGAAUAUAACCUUUAUUUUGUUCAUUUCUUUAUUCUGCUCUGAGAAUUUGGUUGCUGACUACUGAUUGAGAUGUGCACACUGCAGUAUCAGGCAAAAAGGAGGCAACACUGCAGGUAGCCUUUGUGAGUGUCAGGGAACUAGGACUCACCUUCCAAGCACCAUCCCUUGACCAGGAGCAUCUCUACUUUGCAUUUUAGACCUUUGUCCUUCACCAGAGAAUCACCAGAAGAGUGUUAACAAUACAGUUGGAACUCUUUAUUACACUCAGGAGUUUAUCACACUAACGAGAUUCUGCGGGAAAACGGGAGCUAACCGAGGAAUGCCCAAAGUUUAUCACAUGAUGUCACAGUUAACGUGAAAUAAUGCGAAGUUAAUCCGAACGCAAAGCUGAGGAAACGGCAGCUUUUUACUUUCAGAAUAAUCAAAAGUUAAAACUUCACAUUAU